Molecule: messenger RNA, 1146 nt
Organism: Eufriesea mexicana
Lineage: Eukaryota; Metazoa; Arthropoda; Insecta; Hymenoptera; Apidae
Gene: alc
Product: 5'-AMP-activated protein kinase subunit beta-1
Exons: 6
Coding region: 147-998 (283 amino acids)
Biological process (GO): signal transduction
Cellular component (GO): cytoplasm; nucleus; nucleotide-activated protein kinase complex
Molecular function (GO): protein kinase binding
Source: RefSeq, a predicted model, not a curated record
CAAAAUAAUUAACAGGAAUAUUAAUUUAAGAUUUGAUUGUCAUUUUAAUUAAACGAAACAAAAUUUCUUCGAAUUCUUAAAUUCUUGUAAACAAAAGAAGGAAUUCAAAAAGAAGUUUUCUUUGAGAUAAGUGUCAUAGUGUGACAAUGGGUAAUGCUGGGAGUAAUCAACCAGUUGGACAUCACCACACUAGUAAUACAACCAGAGAACAUCGUCAUGCCAAAGAAUACCCUCCACCUUCACCAGGAAAAGAGGGUCAAGCUUUCAUUUUUGAUAAAAAGAUAAAUCAAAAAUUAGUUUUUCAAUCAUCGCACGAGGAAGAGGAACCUUAUUUUGCUAAGACUGGCACUCAGCAAGAUGGUGAAGACUUUAGUUCUCAACGUCCACGUUCCAAUACAGUGUCUGAAGGAACCAAAGUAACAGAUAGCAAAGUACUACCAACUGUUUUUAAAUGGGAAGGAGGUGGAAAACAGGUUUAUAUUAGUGGAACUUUUACUGGAUGGAAAACUUUACCAAUGGUAAAAAGUCAUGGUGAUUUUGUAACAAUUAUUGACUUGCCAGAGGGAGAACACCAGUAUAAAUUUUUUGUUGACGGUGAAUGGAGACAUGAUCCAGAUAUAAAAAUUGUCGAUAAUGGUAUGGGUUCUAAGAACAAUUUAGUAUCUGUAAGAAAAUCUGAUUUUGAAGUUUUCCAAGCACUUGCAAAAGAUAGUGAAGGUGUUACUAGUAGUGCUCAGACAGAGUAUGGACAAGAAAUUCCACCCCAUAAACCUUGGGAAAAAGUAGCUGGUCCACCAAUAUUGCCACCACAUUUACUUCAAGUUAUUCUAAAUAAAGAUACUCCCCUAUCUUGUGAACCUACACUUUUACCAGAACCAAAUCAUGUUAUGUUAAAUCAUCUGUAUGCUUUAAGUAUUAAAGAUAGUGUAAUGGUUCUGUCAGCAACGCAUCGUUAUCGUAAAAAAUAUGUUACAACUUUAUUAUACAAACCAAUUUAAUAUCUUUAAGUCAUUCCCGAAGUUGUCGGCAAAUAUUAGUUACAUCGAAUGAAGGCGUAUUUUGUAGGUAUCACACUUACUUGCCACAAAUCCAGUUUGAGAGCCAAUACUUUCAGUAAAAUAUAUACUUGCCCGACCAUGGCUACAU